AUGCGACUGAAAACAAUAUUAUUGUGUGUAUCAAUCCUAGUACUUUUGUACGCAUUAUCGUUGAUAGAAGUGGCAGAAAGCAAGCGUUCUGGAGGAUCACGAAGCAAAGGUCGCAGUUCUUCGAGCGGUUCCAGCUUUUGGAACCGGAAGAAAACCAACUCGGCGCCCGGAAAUUCCCCCGGAGUGAAGCCGGAAGUUAAACCUGGUCCCAGUUCGGUGUUGAGUCCGGCCCCUAAGCCUGCAGUUCAGCCCAAGCCCGCUGCACAGCCUCAGCAGAAUGCGCAGCAACCUAAACCUUCUGCUCCUGUGCAAGAGCAAGGUAUUAAAAAAGAACAGGCUGGUGUUCAGCAAAACAGUCCCGAUCAACAGAGACCUAUUGGAUGGAAUGCGAAUAGCCAAAAUCCACCACAUGGACAACACAAUGCCCAGGCCCCUCCGCCAUACAACCAGGCAGGCCACCAACCGCAAGGCCCCCCAGCUUACGGACAAAACCCCCCCGCCUACGGACAACAGAGCCCCAACGGCUACGGGCAAGCCCCCCCGGCAUACAACCCCCACGGAUACCCCCAACAAGGACACAGCCCCAACGGCUACGGCCAAGCCCCCCCAGCAUACAACGCGCACGGUUACCCCCAACAAGGUCACUAUCCCCAGGGGGGACCUCCUGGAUAUUCCCCCUACGGGAAUGGACAGCCUUCGUUCGGGGGCCCACCUGGCUACAAUCAGGGCUACAUGGGCAACGCUUACGGGGGUUAUAAUCAGCAGAAAAGUGGGGGGAUGUUUGGCGGCAUGUUCGGAGGAAAUAGAGGGGGAUAUGGGGGUUAUGGAGGCAUGGGUGGAUAUGGUGGAUACGGUAUGAAAAAAUCGGGCGGUUUCUUUGGCCGACACGCUUUCAGAAACAUAUUGGGUGGUAUGGUACUCUGGUACGUGGUAUCAGGUCUAUUCAGACGCCCCUACAAAGUCUACAAUUACUACAACCAGCCGGAAACUACAGAGCACAUACAACUACCCGCCAACAUACUCACACUGUGCGAUACCAACUCCACCAACAUCUGCGUACCGGGCAGUACCGCCAUAUGCACCACCAACAGUACCAUUCUGUGCGUUACCACGAUGCAAGCCGCAGUACCGUGCCCGGAACAGAACCAGGCGCUGUGCGUCAACAGUACCAUACCCUGCGUCGACAAGGACGACCCUCUGUGCCAGAACGCCACAGCCGGCAGUACCACGGCAAACAUAAACCUACCUUGCUUCGCGAACGUAACCGUCGACGUUAAUUUGAUAGACUACUCCAACAGUAACGGUACCGCCAAAGGUGGCGGCCAAGAUUACAGCUAUUGCGUUACCACAAUGGCGAUACCAGGACCCGAAGAGCUGGAUUGUUCCGAAGACGAAACCAACUCUACAAGUACAACAACGCUAAAACCAGGUUGCGUUAAGCCUAAUAUAGACGUAGUACCGACGCCUCUACCUCCCUUUAAUGCCACCAUAAGUCCUUUCGGUAAUGAAAAUGGAACAAAAAUAUUUAUGAACGAAAAUGGUACAUAUGCAUAUGAUAAAGGUAUAAUACCUAUAGAAAAUGGCACUAUAAUUGAAAAUGGUGCCGCAAUUUUAAAUGAUACAAUACCGGCAGUACCAGAAAGUGCUCCGGCGGCUUAG
Messenger RNA from Brassicogethes aeneus, 1659 nucleotides. The record is from the annotation of a GenBank genome assembly. NCBI's taxonomy places the organism in Eukaryota, Metazoa, Arthropoda, Insecta, Coleoptera, Nitidulidae.